AUGGCCAGGGCACCUGCAAUGGCACCUGCAACACCGGCACCGGCAAUGCCGGCAACACUGCAAGGGACGUUGCAUGGUCCCAAGCACGGCUCUUGGCAGAUGGCGAGCAUAGUCAACCAGCACGCGCACAGGGCGCACGGGCAUCCCACUGCACCCACGCACCGUGCUACGAGUGCUACGGCUGCAACGAGUGCUACGAGCACCAUGCACCACGCCACGCAUCCCUUGCACCCUCACCUGCACCGAGAGUUUCGCGAAUGGGCUGCUCUGACCUCCCACGAACUCCAGGAUGGCUGCGAUACCUUUGACUACUACUGGGACGCAGCGUGGCCCUCCUCUGGCUCUUCAGGCUCCUCCAUGUCCUUACCAGAGGAGCCACAGGAAAUCCUGGUCGUGAAUAGCAUGCAGAGUAAGGCCUUCACCUCCCUCUGCUGGGACUUGACGAUGGCAGAACUUGUGGCAUUUGAUGCAGAGUGGGUUCCGGACCUCGAGGAUUCCGAUCAUCCCAUCUCCGUCUUGCAGUUGGCAUUCCCAAGGACGUGCAAGGUCUACUUGCUCCAACUGCAGCAAAUUGGAAGAACCCCCCUGCCUGUGCAGCAGAUGCUUGUGAAUCCAUGGGUGACCAAGGUUGGCUUUGGCGUGGAUUGCAAAGAUGCAGACAAAUUCAUGACCACCGGAAUUCCCUUGUAUAGAGACUCUGUGGUGGACAUGCAGCCGCUGUGCUCCCAGCUCCUGGCGGGUCCCCACGUGUGUGUCGGCCUGCGGCGCACGGCCUUGCACCUGCUUAGCUAUGUCCUAAGAAAGGACAGGAGCUGCAGCUGCUCGGAUUGGUCGGUGGAGACGCUCUCACCAGCACAGGUGCAGUAUGCAGCCUUGGACGCCUGGGUCACGCUCCGUCUCUUUUACCGUGUUUGGACACCCUGGGAGUGA
This is a messenger RNA of Symbiodinium natans, 930 nucleotides long. The record is from the annotation of a GenBank genome assembly. Lineage: Eukaryota; Dinophyceae; Suessiales; Symbiodiniaceae.